AUGCCGGCAACUCCUCUCCCUAUUUGUCAAAGAGAUGAUAAUGCUGACGGUGAUAAUGCUGACGGUGAUAAUGGUGAUGGUGAUGAGGAUGACGAUUGCGAUGACGAUGGGUGGAGGCGUGAUGUUGAAGAUGACGGUGACAACGACGGUGAUCAUAGCGAUGAUGAUGACUAUGAUUUUGAUGUUGAUGGUGAUGACGAUGGAGAUGACGAUGUCGACGAUGAUGAUGAUGAUACUGAUGAUGACAGUAUCAAUGAUGAUGAUGAGGCGCAAAAUUUAAGGUUUUUGAUGAGCAUGUCAGCUUGCUGUUGUCAAAACUGUUAA
Molecule: messenger RNA, 324 nt
Organism: Enterobius vermicularis (human pinworm)
Lineage: Eukaryota; Metazoa; Nematoda; Chromadorea; Rhabditida; Oxyuridae
Source: the annotation of a GenBank genome assembly